Messenger RNA from Siniperca chuatsi (mandarin fish), 4574 nucleotides. It is a transcript of the gene entrep2, whose product is annotated as family with sequence similarity 189 member A1. The transcript has 12 exons. The record is from RefSeq and is a predicted model, not a curated record. Gene Ontology annotation, cellular component: membrane. Lineage: Eukaryota; Metazoa; Chordata; Actinopteri; Centrarchiformes; Sinipercidae. The coding region runs from base 1508 to 3934 and encodes 808 amino acids.
GGUCCCAAGAUAAGUCGGGGGUUCACAGAUGAUUAUAAAGAUUAUUUUUACUCUUUACUCUAAACUUCUUGUGUAAUACUUGGUACUCACCUCUCCCAGCCUCUAAAUAUCAUUUAAAUGAAACUCUGAGAAAGAAAAAGUCCUGUUCGGUUAAACUGCUCGCAACUCUUGUCCAGAACCUGUAGGGGGGCUGAGGGGGGUCUCGAGUGGACUUUGAUUCUUCUUAAUGGGUCACCAAUGGGAACCACUGGGCUAGACAAACCCAAACUUGCUAGGACACUUUCUAAUGAUCACCAGUUAUUUAAUAAUGUGCAGCCAGUCUAAUCUCUUGGAACUUCUUUGGGCAAAUCCUCACUAGGUGUGUCGCAUUUACUACCUGCCAGGUUACCCACAGUCCUGCAUAAUGCAGGACGGAUGACACAACGUGUGUUAUAAAUGGUAAACCCACCUGAACCAGGAAUCCUGGUUACAGGCCGAACACGUAAGAAGACACAGACUGCAGCCUCCUUAUGCAGCACAAAACAAAACACAACCAAAAUGUGCGCUCUUUCCUAAAAAAAAAAAAAAAAAAAAAAAAAAAAAAAAACUACACCUCACUUCUCGGUAGGCCAAUGUGCCACUGAUGAUCAGAUCCUACCACGUUUUCAUCCACCGCUACAUCACCAGAGCGGUAACAAAUCACGGGCAGGUAAUUUUGUUGUUUUGUUUUGUUUUUUUGGGAUGUUGCCUGAUAGUAGAGAGCCCACCUCCCUUCCUUCACUAUCGUAGUAAAACAGACCGCCUCGUAGACGCGCGGAGUGGCACAUCUCCAAUACGCAGUGUGCAUCUCCUGUCCUGGCUGUUAGAUUUGCUUUCGUCUGUGAAAAGAAAACCACGGCUGCUGCCUCACACGGAACAAGCGCUGCGGAUAUUCAGACACCAAAAAAAAAACCCCAACAAAACCCCGAAACGCGAUGUUUUACAUUUAGACAUUUAAUCUUCCAGGAGUGCAGGAUCACCUUUUUAUUGUUUUACACGCGUCUUAUCUCUCGCUUCUGAGUUGUUGGAGGGGUUGCAGGGGCGAGCAUGACAGCAUGACAAUGGUGCAAGGCUGGUUGACAGCAGGACGAUGCGUUUUUUUGUUUUAGUCCUUUUUGCUUUUUGACUUUUGAGGGAUGGGAUCUUUGCCGGAGCAGUCGCCGAGAACUACAGCUGUUUAUUUUGUAUAUUCCGACUUGAAAAUAUUCCUACUUUCUGUGUGUGUUAUGGUAAACAUCUGGUGCCUCGUCCAGUCCGCUCUUUUCUCACCUUUCUCCUCGCAUCCGCCGCAGCGCAUCUCUAAUUGCAGCGACUCCGAGCAUCUUAAUUGAUGGAAAUCCUGCACAUCGGACACUGACCUCGAGUUACGCCAUUUAUCAGCUCACUGCAGGCUGAAACACAGCGACUCUGCUGUUUUGUGGAUGUUAUUGUCCUUUUUUGGUGCUGCUGUCUUAGUCGUUCAUCCGGUCGGUCGUACCCUUCAGUGACAAUGCCGGUGAACGCGCUGCCCCGCGGCGGCAGCAGCGGCAUGGGCGGCCCGGGGUCCCUGAGCCCAGCGUCGCUGUCCCGCAGCCUGUCCCGGCUAAGGGAGUACCGGACCCGGACGAGGAUCAUGCUGGCUCUGGGAGUCUCUCAGAUGGUCCUGGGGAGUCUCAUCCUGGCCGUCAGCUUCGCGGCUCUGGCUCUCACCACAUCACCCCGAGUCCGGCACUCCUGUCCCUUCUGGGCAGGUUUCUCUGUGCUGCUCUCUGGACUGAUCGGAGUGGUGUCAUGGAAGAGGCCGCUCUCUCUCGUGAUCACAUUCUUCAUGCUGCUGUCAGCAGUCUGUGUGAUGCUCAACCUGGCGGGCUCCAUCCUCUCCUGCCAAAAUGCUCAGCUGGUCAACUCUCUGGAAGACUGUCAGCUGUGUGGAUGUGUGUUCUCCCCUCUUCCCCCCCAGCUCAAGUUUGACAGCGAUGGAGUGUGUGUAUGCUGCGAGCUACAGCAGCAGAGUUUGAGCUGCAACAACUUGGGAGAGACGCUGAAAUUGAAUCCGCUGAGGGACUGCAAUACCAUACGUCUACGUCUCAAGGAGCUGCUGUUCAGCGUAUGUGCCCUUAACGUCAUCUCCACCAUUGUGUGUGCUCUAGCCACUGCCAUGUGCUGUAUGCAGAUGGUCUCAACUGAUGUGCUGCAGAUGUUUAUGCCACACAGAGCGCGAGCCCUAAAUGCUGACUGUAUGACCCCCCAUGGAACCAUCCUCCACCAAACACUGGACUUUGAUGAGUUUAUUCCUCCCAUUCCCCCACCACCAUACUACCCCCCAGAGUACACCUGCACCCCCUCAAUGGAUGGACAGAGAGGCCUGCACUUGGACUUCCCCCAUUCUCCCUUCAGUGCUAUCUAUGGGGUGCCCAUCAACAGCCCAGGGACACUGUACCCAACUGACCUGCCUCCUCCGUAUGAGUCUGUGGUGGGGCAGACGCCUGCCAGCCAGGUCACCACCAGCAUAGAGCAACAGGCCACUGAAUCCAGUCUGUGUGAGAGAAACACUACUGCAGGACUCAGCACUCAGGCCUCGGUGGACAGUGCGUCACUGAUGGUGUCCGAGGUGGCUGAUCAGGACCAGACUUGCUCCUCAGAGGACUUGUGCUCCCUGGAGGUCCAGGGCUCUGACUCCUCUCCGUAUGGCAUGCUCCAAACUGCCCCCAUCGAUGGAAGUUGCACCAGCCUGGAACUUUGUACACGUCAUCGUGGCCUGCCAAACACUGACGCUCGCCCCACUGAUACAGGAUACAGUGAGUCCUCACACACCCAGGAGUCUCUGGAACGCUCUCCGGACUGGUCCUCAGAAAACUACAGCAAUCUGGACCAGGAGGAUUCCACGGACAACACACAUCCAUGUGAGGAACUCAGGGCUGCAAUGCACAUAUGUGACGAGCUUGCAUCAGCCAAACAUUUACCAGAAGAGCCACCUAAAGCGUCAACACACUCCCUCAUUAAAGCACGAAUGAUGAGCCGGAAGCUCACACUCCCUGUCACUCUCCCCCCGCCACCUCAGCCUUGCUCCCCCACCUCUGUGGCCUCCUCUGGUGGAACUUCAGCCAUCAGCCCUUUGGCUCCUUCUCCUUCCCCUUCCCCUCCUAGCAGGCCACGCGGCGCCAGGCUGUGCUUCAGUGUUUGGUCACCCUCCUCCACAUCACAACCCCCCUCUACCUCAGCCCAAAGUGGCUACUCACCCUCAGAAAGACCUCGGGUGUUCCGAGCAGCCAGGAGGUACCGCAAACUGGCACGCAUAGUCCGUUCCACCAGUGACCCUAUCUCCUGCUCCUCUACGACAGGAAGAGAAAAUGUAAGCUGCGCCUCUGCAAAUAUCCCUGCUGCUGAAGAUUCAACUCAUACAUCACCAGAGCAAGAGCCAACAGAUGUUUCAAGAGACGUAGUUGGAGCAAAACCCAGUCACAUAUGUGUCAGGAAGCAGCAAAAGGAGGGCAGGAAAGUUGACAUCCACCUUAAACCCAGAGCCUUGCACACACACUCCUCCCACGAACGCCCACACUCCCUGGCUGACCUGAAGAUGUACAAAGACACCAAAAUACUGGUGGCCAAGUUCCUGGAGCAUUCAAGCUGCAGUCUACCUCCUGAAGUCCAGCAGGUUGUCAACAACAUCAAGUGUGUCAUCAAAUCAGAUGAGAAACACAUGGAGGAGGCCAUUUUUAGUGCCAAUGUCAUAGAUCAGGUGAUGACCCAGCACAUCAUUGGUAGUUCUAGGAAGCAUGGCCACGAGGAUCUUCACCUUCAGAGCUGUGGUGCUUUGAGUUCGUCCCCUUCCAUGCGCCGUCCAAAACACCUCCCACAGACAGCCAUCGCCUCCACCAACCCACUGGACUCCCCCUCCUCUGAACAAAGCCUUGAGUGCAAAGAAACUAUUCUCUGACCACUCUCCCAGCAAGGACUUGGAUCAAAACUCUGAGGACAUUUCAGGAAGCUGGUGUUGCAGCCACACUGUGCUGUGCAGCAGAUGUCUGUACAGUAAUUAAUAACUCUUCCAGCACUGAAAGAUCAUUUAUUUUUACAGUGUGUCUGCAGCACAGGCAAACUGAAAUGGUCUCAUACUGAAUCUCCUAGUGCCCUGUGAGACCUUGCCAAGUCAUCAGCAGAAUGGUAGCAAACUCAGACUGAGCCUGCCAGUGUCUGUAAGUGGCUUCUUUCUCAUCAGAAAAACAAAAGAAUGUUUCUCCCUCAGGGGAUCUUUUCUACAGAGUUUCAUCUCUUAAAAAAAGAAACAAAUACACAGCUGAUAAGUUUGGAUCUGGGACUGAAAGACAAAGGAGAUUGUGUUAUCAGUAUUCCUCCUGUCCUUAUAAGUAAUGGAAAGAAAUAUGUUUGUAUUAGACUGUGAACUGACUGGGCAUUACUAGCCAUUGUUUGCAGACUUUGUGGAACUGUUACUGAUAGGGUGGUGAGUAUUUUGUGGUGCCGCUGGUUCAAGAACAUCACAGAUGUGGAUUAUUUAACUUACCUCAUUGUGUUACAAUUCUUAUCAGUGUUACAAUAAAAUAUGAGUUUGUAUCUUG